Messenger RNA from Salvelinus fontinalis (brook trout), 2894 nucleotides. RefSeq names its product geranylgeranyl transferase type-1 subunit beta-like. Gene Ontology annotation, biological process: protein geranylgeranylation. Gene Ontology annotation, cellular component: CAAX-protein geranylgeranyltransferase complex. The transcript is spliced from 9 exons. The record is from RefSeq and is a predicted model, not a curated record. Gene Ontology annotation, molecular function: CAAX-protein geranylgeranyltransferase activity. The coding region runs from base 40 to 1128 and encodes 362 amino acids. Lineage: Eukaryota; Metazoa; Chordata; Actinopteri; Salmoniformes; Salmonidae.
GCAAAGCCUGUUUACGCGGAAGUUGUUUCAAACUCAAAGAUGGCGGAAGAAGAGAACCCGCUUGCCGAAUUUGAACAAAUUGACUUUUUAAAAGAUCGACACGUACGAUUCUUUCAAAGAUGUCUUCAAGUUUUACCAGAGAGAUAUUCAUCAUUAGAAACAAGCAGGUUGACCAUUGUGUUCUUUGCUCUCUCCGGUCUUGAUGUCCUGGAUUCUCUUAAUAUAAUAGACAAGCCCAGCUUGAUUGAAUGGGUCUACUCGCUACAAGUCAUUCCUACAGAAGACCAAUCCAAUUUAGGACGUUGUGGGUUUCGAGGAUCAUCACACAUUGGAGUUCCAUACAGCACCUCCAAGGGCCCAGGAGUAUCCCACCCGUAUGACAGUGGCCAUGUGGCCAUGACGUACACUGGCCUGGCCUGCCUGGUCCUACUGGGGGACGACCUGAGUCGUGUCAAUAAGGAGGCCUGUCUGAUGGGCCUGAAAGCCCUGCAGCUAGAGGACGGAAGUUUCUAUGCGGUCCCAGAGGGAAGUGAAAAUGACAUGAGGUUUGUGUACUGCGCAGCGUGCAUCUGCUACAUGCUCGAUGACUGGUCAGGCAUGGACAUCAAGAAGGCCAUCGACUACAUCAGGGGAAGUAUGUCAUAUGACAAUGGCAUUGGCCAGGGGGCUGGAUUGGAAUCGCAUGGUGGGUCCACGUUCUGUGCCGUCGCAGCCCUGAGUCUGAUGGGCAAAUUAGAGGAGAUUUUCAGCCAGCGCGAGCUGAACAGGAUACGCCGCUGGUGCAUCAUGAGACAGCAGAACGGCUUCCAAGGCCGCCCCAACAAGCCCGUCGACACGUGCUACUCCUUCUGGGUGGGCGCCACACUGGAGCUCCUAGACGUCUUUCAGUAUACUAAUUUCGAGAAGAACCGGAACUACAUCUUAUCCACUCAGGACCGUUUGGUGGGCGGCUUCGCUAAGUGGCCAGACAGUCACCCAGACCCGCUGCACGCCUACUUCGGGAUCUGUGGCUUGUCUCUGAUAGGAGAGGCCAACCUGCGGCGAGUUCACCCCGCCCUUAACGUGAGCCAGAGGGCCUUUGAGUAUCUGCAGCAUCUGCACCGGACGUGGAGAGGCACCUGCACCUGACAGCCAAACCCCUGUCCCCUGCCCCAGCCUCCAAGCACUACCACAGCCCCUAAGCCAUGCACAGCCACCCCCCCCCUCCCCCCACAGCCCCCCAACUUACCUUAGCAAUAGAAACGAUAGUGGGUAGACAAAGGACACAGUCCCACUGAAAUGGCUGGGAGAGGUGAAUAAAUAAAUGAUCGGGUCUAUAAAUAAUUGAGAGCAAACUGGCGGAGUCGACGCUCAGGCCGGGAGAGAACUCAUUCUGCUUAGUGUCACAUGAGCCAGAUUCAGUGUUAUCUGUUUUUGCUUGAUGUGUUGACUUCCCUUCCUCUGAGACAUGUUCUUUAAAAGACUGAACUUCUAGCUGCUAGAUCAGGGAUGGGCAACUGGCGAUGGGCACCGUUAUUUGUAAGCCCGCGGAUCAAUUUCGCAAAACAUUAUUUUUAAGUAAAAAACGGUGGAACAGUUGGGGUUUAAACUUAAUGUUGAGGGUUAGAAUAGUAGAAUACACAAGGUCAAAUUUCUACAUUUGGUUGUGCAUCAGAAGUUUUUCCUCUUAUGUCAGUCACUGAGUUAGCCCAUGUCAGCUAACAUUUGUAGAUUGGUAAAUUAGCUGGCUAGACUAUCUAAACUGGUCAAAUUACAGACCGUGGGACCCCCGUUGAUUUUGUUAGUCAUUCUGACUCUGAUAUCAUAUACAAAACUGCUAAUAUUUCUCUCUACCCUAUGGCAAAUUAGUAGAAUUGCAAGACAUUUGUUAGAAAAUUGCUAAGUCUUCUCUCCCCCCAUGGCAAAAUGUGUAGAAUUGCGGAAAAUGUAACUCUAAAACAAAUACAAAUUAUCUCCGCUGUCAAUACAGGGGCCUCUAAGAUGUUUUGCUUGAAACAACAUUUCACUUACUGCCCCCAAAUGGUUAGGGCCAGCUCCGACUGCAUGUCGAGGUAUGGAUGUAGGUAUGCAGACCCGCGAGCCACUGCAGCCCUUCAUGAUGAGUUCAUAUUAUUUGUGGACCCCCCCAUCAAGGUUGCCCAUCCCUGAGCUUGAUUCACUGUAGGUUUGUAUUCUCAAAAGAUCUCAGAACAUUUAAAUUCAUUUUACUGAUUUUUUUGCCUCUAUUAGUGUGUUCUUUGGUCAAAAUGUUCUUGUCGAAAACCAACAUGGUCGCUACACCAAUCAAGCCUCUUGUAUUUAUCCAGGAUGAGUGGGUUUUUAGCAUCUGUAUUUUGUUAACCUGUGUAGGUGGCUCCAGACAUGUUAACCUGUGUAGGUGGCUCCAGACAUGUUAACCUGUAUAGGUGGCUCCAGACAUAUUUUCGGGUUAUGGCAGUGUGCUGUGCUCUUCAAGGCUGCCAAGUUACUCAGACUUGAUUGCCUUCUCUGAAAUGUGCCUCACACAGCAGACUCUGGGCUCUCUAACCUGGGAGGGUCCUUAACUGUAUGGACUUGCCUGUCACUGCAGAUGAGUGUUAUUGAGUCAAAAUACACAUGAAUGUUUGCCUUGACAUGAACAACUAUAUAGAAACAAGUGAAAUUGAAUUUAUUUUUUCUAUACUUUAUAGAAAUAUUGAGUGUAGAUAAUAUAUAAAUAUCAAUGUCAUCUCUAUCAUGCAAGUGUUCAAAAUCGAAUCGUUGCUAUUUCAGUGAGAUAGGAGGAUUUGAUAUGCAAUGUUAUGUGAAAUAAAUAAUAGCAUAUUGUCUUUAUCAUGUCAAAGCAACUAAACAUGUGCUAAAACUGGCUUGGCAGUGCAUAUUUAUGUGAAAUGAAUAAAAAUGCCUAACUUUUC